Sclerotinia sclerotiorum 1980 UF-70 is the source of this 2643-nucleotide messenger RNA. RefSeq lists its product as hypothetical. Bases 1 to 2643 code for a protein of 880 amino acids. NCBI's taxonomy places the organism in Eukaryota, Fungi, Ascomycota, Leotiomycetes, Helotiales, Sclerotiniaceae. The record is from RefSeq and is a predicted model, not a curated record. The transcript has 8 exons.
AUGCGGCUUCCAUCACCAAAGAUCGAAGACCAAGAAUUCGAAAAGUUCAUGGCACCGGAACCACCCACUCAACCAGCACCUCCUACGCCGGUAUGGCAGAGGAUCGACGAGAAGCCACUUGUGCAGAAAGUCAAGAUAGUUGAGGCUGCUUGCGAUGCAGGAAUUGCAGCUCUGAGGGACAUUAUGCAGAUUAUGGCUCAGCAUGAGCAUUCUAAAACAGCUGUGAAAUUUGAGCUUUCGUCACUAAAAAAAGUCAUGGGGCAGAAAAAGGAGCAUCCGAUCUAUGUCGGUUUUCUCGGUGCAAGUGGGGAUGGCAAGUCCUCGCUCAUAAAUGCACUUCUAUCCGAAGAGAGUCUUUUACCAGUCAGUCAUGAAUUGGCUUCAACGGCUGUCAUUGUUGAGAUUUCUCAUAAUGACAGACCUGACUAUCGCUACGUUGCAGAGGUGCUGCCCAUUGAGGAGAGUGAGGUAAGAAGGGAGCUUGAGAGGAUCUUUGAGGAUAAGAAACUUUGGGAUGUUCAAGAAGAGGAAGAAGACGGUGAACUGGAUCCAGAGCUCAAACAACGAAUGGAGAACACAUUUGAAAAGUACAGAUGUGUGCUCAAGCAACCGGUAUCGUUGGAUGCACUCAAGAAUCUGUCUGUGGACGAGCUCUUGCAAGAUUCUAACGCCAGGAAGAUGUUGGGACAAAGAAGAAUCAUUGAGAAGAACAAUCUCAAAGAGUUUUCGAGGGGCAUCAAGCCUUUCAUUGAUACGAGUAAGGAAAUGGGUGAUGGAUUUUCAUAUUCUCGCUGGCCGCUUGUGAAAAUUGUCAAGCUUUAUAUCAAGGCAGAUAUUCUCAAGACUGGCAUCGUACUUGUCGACUUGCCAGGAAGCCACGACACGAGUGCGACAGAUGCAUCUCUUGACAUGAAAUCGUACGUCGAUGACCAUCCGGAACUGGAUAAGGCCAUUUUUGAGGAUCUUAAAGCCAGCGAGAUCAAUGACCAAAACGUUGCCCAACUCAUCAGUGAGUUGACUGUCAAAGAUUCGACCAUUAGAAAGCUGGAGAAAAUCCUGGAGCAAGUCGAGAAUAAGUUAACAGACUUGAAGGAUAAAUUCGAUCAAAUCACUAGCAGGGCUGAUUCUCAGCGUCAGAAUAAAAAGCGCAAGCGGGAAGCGAAACCAUCAGCCGGUCCUACGGCGUCUCCAGAAGACCAGCAACUGGUCUCGUCAAUCACCAAGGACUACGAAACUGCGCGAAAGCAACUAGGUGAUGAGAAGUCCCCAAGACCUUUGCCUGUUCAUUGUGUCUCAGCUCUCGCAUUCAUGAACUUGGUCAGAGGGAAAGAAGUCGAAGUAAUGAGGAGUGGUUUUAAAACUAAAGGCGACACAGGAAUUCCGGGUCUGCGAGAUGCAUUGAUCUCAACCACGUGGGAAACUCGCCUCAAAAGCAGCAUUGCACCUAACACGGGACUUUACAGUGCUUUUGCUCGGCUACAAAAGUGGUUAGAAGAUACAACGACAUCUUUCAAAAUGACGGCUGAGGAGAGAGUAAUGCUAGACCAAAGAGCAUCUCUGGUCUUCAGUAGUAUUGAUGAGAGUUUUUCUAGGCUUCACAUCACGACCGGCAAUACGGCUGAAGAACUGGUUGACAAGCAUCUUUUUAGUUCCUUCCCAAAGAUCUCGACCAAAGCAGCGACCAAACUUCGAAAAAUAGUGACGAAAACCACAUGGGUUUCCCGUCCAAUAGUCUGGAGUACACACCGGGCCCUCAAUAAGAACGAGGGAGUAUGGAAGCAUUCUCGCGCUGGCCUGCUCGACUGGAAUGAGCAAUUGAACGGCGAGUUUGUUGAUAUGAUCAAGAAAGAAUGGUCACAGAUUAUUCACGUAAGCAUGCCUACUGUGGUUCUGGAAUAUGUCAAAGAGGCCGAAAAGCGUCUCACCGAUUUUGCAGACAACCUUAUGUCUGCAGCAUUAGAUAUCUUGCCUUCUCUACGUGAAGCAUUUGAGUAUCUGCGCGAUAGCAUUCUUCGGAAUGUACGUCGACUCCAAGUCAGAGCUGAUUCUAUCUUUGCGGAUUUUGACGCGGCGGCAAAAGAUGCAUGGAGAUUGGUAAAACCAACCUGUGUAGACGCUUGGAUGCCCAUUUAUCACAUAUGUGGCGCUGAACAGGGCCGAGGACACUAUGCAUGCAAAAAAGCUACGCACAAAACUCAUGUGGAAGGUCUCGGAGGUAGACUUAUGUACAGAGAGUGUGGUAGAAAAUUGGACGCUACAAUUCGACGGAUGUGUGCAGAUAUCCACAACCAAUUCGAAGAAAAGUACACUGAGAUCAUGGAGGGAUUCAUGACUGAAAUGACUGCCACUCUUGACCAACAUAUUAUGUGUGGCGACCGCAGAAGCAAUAGGCAAAAAACCUCAUUGACGAAAGUCAAAUUGCAGGGAAUACUGCCAAUGAAGAUCGAAGCUCUUUACAAAGAGUGGCAGAUCGAUCUUAGCAAUGAGCCCAAGGAAGAAAAAAAGAAGCCAGAACCAGGCAUCUUCGACAGUACCAAGAUAGAAGAAGAGGAAGAAGAGGCUAUUCCUGACGUCGAUGAUCUUUUGAAGGAUCGUAAUUUCGAGGAAUCAGAGGCUGAGAAUGAUUCGGACAGCGAUGCUUGA